Messenger RNA from Spodoptera littoralis (African cotton leafworm), 1203 nucleotides. Lineage: Eukaryota; Metazoa; Arthropoda; Insecta; Lepidoptera; Noctuidae. The record is from the annotation of a GenBank genome assembly.
AUGAUUACGAAUUGUCAUUUGUUUGCUCUAAUUUCCGUCAUAGUUUCUGUUAGUUCUAGUACAAAUAAUGAGUUUUGUAGUAAAGAUCAGAAAUCUUGCUCAGAAGAGCACAACAAAUAUAGCAGGGAAUUAAAUGACUGGUCUUUAAAAAUCAAAGAACAAAUAAAUACCGCUAUUAAUGAAUAUGUUCCUUGUAAAGUAGAAAAUUGCAGCUGUCAUAAGUCAGUAAUCGAUGAGGACCUGGUACCAUUUAAAGGAGGCAUAACUAAGGAAUUAUAUGACAGAGCUCGUGCGAAAGCUACCAAAUACCAGAUUAUUGAUGGAAAGUUGUACAGAGAAGAAGAAUGCCAUUUUCCAGCUAGAUGUGCAGGUGUAGAACACUAUCUUGUUGCAAUUGCAGCAAAAAUGCCUAAUUUAGAACUAGCGCUGAAUACCAGAGAUUGGCCUCAAAUUAAUAGGGCCUGGGGCCAUCCAAAAGCACCAGUAUUAUCAUUUAGUAAGACUAAAGAUUAUUAUGACAUAAUGUAUCCUGCUUGGAGUUUCUGGGAAGGUGGUCCAGCUAUAUCCUUGUAUCCUACUGGUAUAGGCAGAUGGGACAAACAUAGAAUCUCAAUAUCUAAAUCUGCUGAAAAAUGGCCAUGGGAAAAGAAGGAAAAUAAAGCCUUUUUCAGAGGAUCUCGAACAAGUGAUGAAAGAGAUGCUCUUGUACUACUCUCUAGAGCUGAACCUGACUUAGUCGAUGCUCAAUACACCAAAAAUCAGGCUUGGAAAUCAGAUAUGGACACCCUUUAUGCACCGCCAGCAUCAGAAGUGCCAUUUGAAGAACAUUGUAAAUACAAAUAUUUGUUCAACUACAGAGGAGUGGCUGCUAGCUUUCGAUUCAAGCAUUUAUUCUUAUGCAAGUCUCUGGUCUUUCAUGUUGGUGAUCAAUGGCUCGAAUUUUUCUACCCAUCACUUAAACCUUGGGUACACUAUGUUCCUAUUAGUCCCAGAGCCUCACAGGAAGACAUUAAGAAGUUAAUUAAUUUCUUCAAAGAACAUGACGAUUUAGCCAAUGAAAUCGCAAAUAGAGGCUUUCAACAUAUUUGGGAUAAUCUAACAGAUAAGGACGUGAAAUGUUACUGGCGUAAACUUCUAAAGAAAUACGCCAAACUCGUGACUUAUGAUGUAGUAAAAGAUAAUAAUCUAAAAUUAAUUUAUUAA